Molecule: messenger RNA, 2549 nt
Organism: Exophiala oligosperma
Lineage: Eukaryota; Fungi; Ascomycota; Eurotiomycetes; Chaetothyriales; Herpotrichiellaceae
Product: shikimate 5-dehydrogenase
Exons: 2
Coding region: 168-2549 (793 amino acids)
Biological process (GO): shikimate metabolic process; chorismate biosynthetic process
Molecular function (GO): 3-dehydroquinate dehydratase activity; shikimate 3-dehydrogenase (NADP+) activity
Source: RefSeq, a predicted model, not a curated record
CACGUGAUCGGCUAAUGUUCUUGCCGGAAAUGUUGGCCUCCCACUGCAGCACCGUGCACUGAAUCUGCCAGAAGAAAGACACCCUUAUCAUUGCCAUUUCUUCUCUGAAAACCUGUGUUAAUGCUGAGGACAGAUGGAGGGCUACUCUGGAAUGCACCUUAGUGACCAUGAAGCGGAAAGCUGAGGCACUUGAGUGCGCCCCCGACCUUUAUCCUCAGGUAACAAACAGCCAUGCGAUGACUUCUGUCCCGGAGACUGCGUCUCGUACAUCCUAUUCGAGGCUGUCUUCUCCAGGCCGUCAUACAGGCCCUGAUACUUCCGACACAGUCGCACUCCUGGAAGCGCAGACAACAGCGACUGAUAAAAUGGUGUACAGCUCCCAUGCUAGCAUCCUUCUGGUUGGGUUUCCACGAGCCGGCAAACAUACUCUAUCCGUGAUUGCAUCUGUGGUUCUGCGCCGUCAGUAUGUCGACUUUAGCAAGGCCUUUGAGAAAGGGACGGGCAUGACACCGUACGACUAUAUCUCCACUCAUGGAAUGCCAUCUUACCGCGAGGCUGAGACAAAAGCUACCCAGUCCCUCCUCAGCACCUACAGUCACGAUCACGUGAUUGGCGGCUUGACGGCGUUCGGUAGCAAUGCUCAGAAGCGGUUAUUAAGGACCUUCGCUCAAACACAUCCUGUCAUCUACGUUCAAAGAGACAAAACUGACCUUGGCGACAUGUUUGGGGAUCAAAACAACCAGGAGCAGUUGUACAGGAUCCACGAUGCCUUUUACCGUUCGUGUUCGAAUUUUGAUUUCUACAACAUUACUUGGACUCUCGAUAGUCCCAACGCAAGGAAUCCGGCUAGAACGCUAAAACUCAAGCAGACCGAGGUGGAUUUCGUUCGUUUUCUACAUCGUAUCUACGGACGCGUCCCACAGCUCCUGCGGUCUGUCUGUGCUUUGUCUGCUUCCUACACUUAUGUACUACAGGUUCCGCUUCACUGGCUCGACGCGCAUGUCUUAGAAUACGAUGCACUCGAAUCUGGCGCAGACAUGAUCAGUAUCGUCAUCGACCCAAGGCUCAAUACUGCCGAGGACUUUCUGGAAUUGAUUCCCAAGGCAGUGGCCACUUUGCGAAGACAUGCGAGAGCUCCCAUCAUGAUGGAUGUCUCAUAUUUAGGAGCGCAGGACUCGGUCAAUUAUCUCAAGCUCCUUCGACUCUGCCUUCGGAGUUCUCCAGACUUCUUGACGGUGUGUCUGGGGAUAGGCCGUGAUCAGGUGGAAUCCCUCGUGUCACUCCGAGGUUCCACUCAAAUUGUUGGAACCCUUCAUUAUGAGAGUAGCAAGCAGGCCAGAGUUGCGGAGGAAGUUUCAUGGACUAAAUUACAUGACCUUGCGAUGCAACUUGCUUGCGAUGCUGUUCGCGUCACCCACGAAGUUGCUUCCGCCCCGGAGAAUUUACAACUUCUUUACGAUGCUCAGAUCGCUCGGGAGACUUGGACAAUGCCACUGAUUGCGUACAACACAGGUGCUCUCGGCCGGACUUCUGUCUGUUUCAAUCCAGUCCUCUCACCAGUGGUCCUUCCUACCAUGUCUACCGACGGUGUCACAAUCGAACAAGCUCAAAUGGCGUUGUAUUCCAGCUUCAUCCACUCUCGAAAGAAGUUUACCAUCCUCGGGCAGAGCGUUUCGUACAGUCUUUCACCUGCAAUGCACAAUGCAGCAUAUGUUGCGUGUGGCAUGCCGCAUUCUUAUGGGUUGCGCCAGUCAGAUGAUCUCAGCACCAUCCACGAACUCUUGGCUGAUCCCGAAUGUGGUGGUCUAGCAAUCUCUUUGCCUUUCAAAAUGCAGGUCUUGCCCAUGCUGAACAGUGUAAGCCCCGAAGCGCAAGAUAUCGGCGCAGUCAAUACGCUAGUCAUUGAGAGACGCCAGGACCAGUCUAAUAACACUGAUACUAUCAUGAAAGGUUACAACACCGAUCACGUUGGCAUCCGGGAGUGUAUUGAGCGAAAAAUAUCUCCCGCCAACUUCAUUCGCGAUGGCAGUACUGCUCUAGUUAUAGGAGCUGGAGGUAUGGCCAGGGCAGCGAUCUAUGCCUGUCGAACCCUGGGAAUUAGGAUCGUAUGCCUUUACAAUCGGACGGCUUCACAUGCAGAAGCACUUGCGAACCACUACAGGCAGCAGAAUUUGGAUGUCCAUGUACUUUCAACCUUAGAGUCUGAGUGGCCUGAGGGACUACGUCAGCCUACAGUGAUCGUAUCCUGCAUCCCUGCUCAUUCUAUCUCCGGACAAGCAGCUCAUGAACUGACUAUUCCGGAUCAAUGGUUGCAAAGCCGAACGGGCGGAGUCUUCGUCGAGCUGGCGUACAAGCCGUUGGUGACCCGGUUGAUGGAUCAAAUGCAGUCGAGGUCCACAGGGGGCUGGGUCGUGGUGGAUGGCCUCGAUGUGCUCGUUGAGCAGGGCAUUUCACAGUUCGAGAUUCUCACUGGCAGACCUGCCCCAGUCCACGUGAUGAGGAGGGCUAUACGACAGCAAUAUGAACUAGUGGGUUCUGCACUACAGUAG